CUUGUAUCAAACAAAAUGGUGCGGCAAAUAUUUAAGCCUUUAGCCAUGAAUUUUUGUCUACUCUUAUUGUUCCUCAACCUAAACUGGGUAACUCCCGAGCUGAUCAACAAAAAUGUCGAUCGCAUUUUGGACUUGUCCAGCCAGUUGGCCAAAGAGUCGCUAAAAAUCACCGCCACCGAUGAUGCCGGCAAACAAUUUAGCAAGUAUUCAUUAGUCAUUCCCCAAGAAUUAGCCGACUCCGUGUCCUACAUCUCCGUCAAAGAUGCUAAGAAAAAGGAUUUGAGUGUACGCAAAGAGACUAAGGAUGAUUUGGUAUAUUUCAAUGUUGAAUUGGCCAAUGCCGCUAGCAGCCAAGAUUUAUUGGUGGAAUUGGUUUAUAGUCAAGUUAUUAAGCCAUAUCCUGAGGAGAUUAAACAAUCAGAAAAGCAAUUGGUUAAGUACAAUGGUCUUUUGUAUUUCUAUACACCAUACAAGACUGCCGAACAAAAAACUCAGGUCGUUUUAAGUUCCUCGAACGUGAUUACAUACAAUCAAACAAAACCCUACAAUUUAGCCGGUAGUAAAAUUAAGUACGGACCCUACGAAAAUAUUGCAGCUCUCACCAAGGAAGAUCUUUACAUACAUUACGAAAAUCAAAAUCCCUUCAUGACUGUCAAUCGUUUGGAACGUACCAUACAAAUUUCGCACUGGGGUAACAUUGCCGUCGAAGAGGACAUACAAUUAACACACUCCGGCGCCAAAUUGAAAGGCUCAUUCUCUCGCUAUGAAUUCCAAAAAGAUGGUCGUUCCGGCCAGGCAGCCAUAAAAUCCUAUAAAACCAUGUUGCCCUCAUCGGCAUUUGGUGUCUACUACAGAGACAGCAAUGGCAACAUCUCCACUUCGAAUAUGAAUGUAUUGCGUGAAUAUGUCGAUGUUGAGUUGAGACCACGUUUCCCAUUGUUUGGUGGCUGGAAAACUCAAUACACCCUAGGCUAUAAUAUUCCUUCGUUUGAGUAUCUGUUCAAUAAUGGUGGUGAUUAUGUGCUUAAAAUGCGCCUAAUCGAUCACAUUUACGAUGACAUGAUUAUCGAUGAGGCUGUUGUGAACAUUAUUUUACCCGAAGGUUGUACAAAUAUCAAACUAAAGACCCCCUAUAACGUGCAAAGAAAAGGUGAUGGUUUGACCUACACGUAUUUGGACACUUUUGGCCGUCCCACAAUUACCUUCACCAAAAAGAAUUUGGUGGAAAAUCAUAUUUCCAACUUUGAGUUGCGUUAUAACUUUUCGAAAAUUUUGCUUUUACAAGAGCCCUUAUUAAUUAUAACUUUUGUUUUUAUCAUAUUUAUUUUAACGAUUAUUUUCAAACGUUUAGAUUUCUCCAUAUCCACACAUUCGCAUAAAGAUUAAGAAGGCAUUAAAUGUGUAAUAAGAUAAUAUAUUUUCCUUUUUUUUAAAAAAAAAAAAUACAUACUAAUAAAACAGUUAAAACCUCUUAAUGACAAAAUAAUUUGUCCAUAAUGGAUAAAUUUAAGGUAAUUUAAAGAUUUACUAGAGGUUUAAUUUAAAAUUUUUAACUAAAUAGAAAA
This is a messenger RNA of Calliphora vicina (urban bluebottle blowfly), 1565 nucleotides long. Its product is annotated as dolichyl-diphosphooligosaccharide--protein glycosyltransferase subunit 1. Bases 16 to 1386 code for a protein of 456 amino acids. The transcript is spliced from 2 exons. The record is from RefSeq and is a predicted model, not a curated record. NCBI's taxonomy places the organism in Eukaryota, Metazoa, Arthropoda, Insecta, Diptera, Calliphoridae. Gene Ontology annotation, cellular component: membrane; oligosaccharyltransferase complex.